AUGUCUGGUGAAAUUGCCGCCACCAGCGGAAGCGACAGGCCGAAGACGGUUGAUGGUACACCGGGCACCCCAGUCUCACUGAAGUUCAUCACGUGGGACACAAACGGUCUCGACCGAAGCAACCUGCGGCCGCGUAGUGAAGCCGUCUGCUCGAUAAUCCGAGACGCCGACCCGGACGUGGUCUUCCUCCAGGGAGUGGUGUUUGAAACUUACGCAAUCAUAUGGCCGGCUUUUCGGAAAGACUACAGGUGCGUCCGAGGACACUACUGGAGCAACUUUACGUUCACCAUGCUGAAGAAGGCCACCACAGAAUUCAAGACGUGCCAUAUCCGCCAGCUGAAACAUGGCCGGGUGCUGCGGGAGGUGGCGACGAUCGAGGCAUCGUUCGCGGGACUCCCGAUCACGCUGAUCAACGCGGCGCUCGAAUCCGAUCACGACAAGUCGAAGCUGCGUAAGAAGCAACUCUCCAACUGUUUUAAGAAGUGUCUGAGGCACCCUGCUAACAGGACGGUCAUCUUCGGCGGAAACCUCGGCCUGCGCGGACACGAGCUCAGUGACGUAGGUGGACGUCCGCGCUCCCUAGUGGACGUCUGGGAACACUGUGGCAGGUGGCGGGAAGUCCGCUACACGUGGGACAUGGUGGUGAAUGACAACAAUUCCUUUGACUUUAGUAAGAAGCCUCAGUACCGCCCCGACAGGGUCUACUUGAAGGCUUCUAAGCCUGCCACCAUGAUGCCUGUGUCGUUCGACCUGAUCGGUAUGGAAAGGCUAAGCCCACUAGGUUGCUUUCCCAGUGACCACUGGGGUGUGCUCUGCCGUUUUAAUGUGUUCUAG
This is a messenger RNA of Dermacentor andersoni, 834 nucleotides long. RefSeq names its product tyrosyl-DNA phosphodiesterase 2-like. Gene Ontology annotation, biological process: double-strand break repair. The record is from RefSeq and is a predicted model, not a curated record. Lineage: Eukaryota; Metazoa; Arthropoda; Arachnida; Ixodida; Ixodidae. Gene Ontology annotation, molecular function: single-stranded DNA binding; 5'-tyrosyl-DNA phosphodiesterase activity. Gene Ontology annotation, cellular component: PML body; cytoplasm.